AUGGCUUUAGAGAACAACAAAGCCAUGGGCUCAUCAACCAAAGAAAUUCUCACCACUGCUGCAUCCCUUGCAGCCUCGGCCAUGUUGUUUCACACCGUCAUCAAGGACUUCAUCCCUUCCAAAAUCCGUAACUACAUCUUCAAAGGGAUCAAAUACCUUCAUGAUCAUUUCUCCUCCGAACUCACACUUCUCAUCGAUGAGACAGAUGAAUACUCUCCGAACACCAUCUAUCAAGCAGCUAUGUCCUACCUCAACUCCAAGAUAUCUCCUUCAGUUAAAAGGUUAAGAGUGAGCAAACUAGGUAUCGACGAUAUCAAGUUUAAUGUCUCAUUGGAUCGGGGACAAGAAACCAUUGAUGUUUUUGAGGGGAUUCAGUUCCGAUGGCAUUUUGUUAGCACACAGAUGUCUAAGAAUUCUAGGCGAUAUAACAAUAUUGGGAGCCUUCAAAUAGAAGAAGAUACUGAGUUACGUUGCUUAGAACUCACAUGCAAUAUCAAGCACAAGGACAAGGUCUUUGAUGUCUACUUACCAUUCAUAUUAGACAGAUGGACUGCACUUAAGAAUAAAGGCAGAACGCUCAAGCUUUUUAUCAAUGAAAGGAAGAAUUGGUCUCCUGUGAAACUCCAUCACCCGGCAACAUUUGAGACAAUAGCUAUGGAUAUGGAGCUCAAGCGAACCGUGAUGGAGGAUUUAACGAAGUUUGUUCAAAGUAAAGACUACUAUAAGAGUAUCGGUAAGGCUUGGAAGCGUGGUUAUUUGUUGUAUGGGCCACCGGGAACUGGCAAGUCUAGCUUGGUUGCCGCCAUGGCGAACUUCCUCAAGUAUGACAUCUAUGAUCUUGAACUCACUGAAGUUAAGAACAACCUUUCUCUUAGAGGAUUACUACUUGGAAUUUCUAGUCGGUCAAUAAUUGUUGUUGAGGAUAUUGAUUGCUCAAUAACAAUGGACAAAAGAGACAUUCCCACUAAAGAUGGUGAUUGCGAGAAUAAAACAGUUACUCUAUCUGGAUUGUUAAACUUCGUUGAUGGUCUUUGGUCGAGCUGUGGAGAGGAAAAAAUAAUUGUUUUCACAACUAAUUAUAAAGAGCGGCUUGAUCCAGCGCUUUUGCGACCAGGGAGGAUGGAUAUGCACAUUUACAUGGGUUAUUGCAGCCCUUGCGCAUUUAGAACUUUGGCCUUCAACUACCACAAUGUGGAUGACCAUCCACUAUUUGAGGAGAUUGAAGCUUUGCUUAAAGACACGGAGGUCACUCCCGCCACUGUUGCAGAAGAGCUUAUGAGGAGUGUUGAUGCUAAUGUUGCACUGCAAGGUCUACUGCAAUUUCUUCAAUGUAAAAUAUCUGAUGCUAAUGAAACUAAAUGA
Messenger RNA from Dioscorea cayenensis subsp. rotundata (Guinea yam), 1362 nucleotides. RefSeq names its product AAA-ATPase At3g50940-like. The record is from RefSeq and is a predicted model, not a curated record. Bases 1 to 1362 code for a protein of 453 amino acids. The transcript is spliced from 2 exons. Gene Ontology annotation, molecular function: ATP hydrolysis activity; ATP binding. NCBI's taxonomy places the organism in Eukaryota, Viridiplantae, Streptophyta, Magnoliopsida, Dioscoreales, Dioscoreaceae.